Molecule: messenger RNA, 2828 nt
Organism: Pterocles gutturalis (yellow-throated sandgrouse)
Lineage: Eukaryota; Metazoa; Chordata; Aves; Pterocliformes; Pteroclidae
Gene: MYCBPAP
Product: MYCBP associated protein
Source: RefSeq, a predicted model, not a curated record
ACAAGAAGGAAAAAACACAUGAACUGUCCUCGUCAACAAUUGCAGAAGAGCCUGAGCCCGUUUCCUCUGUUCUGCAAGGAGAUGACAUCCAGGCACUUGCAAUUAAGGUGGAAGACCUGGAGAAACUCCAUGCUCCACGCCUUCCCCAUGAUGCUGGCAGAAUUCCAGUUAGGAAGAAAUACUUGGUUCGAAAGUAUCGACCCAUAGAGACAAAGAAGGAGAUGCACCUCCUCGUAGCAUAUCCUGAUUUCCCAAAGGCACCCAGGGAACCACCGACUUUUUCUGGUAGGGUUAAACACUCAUCUUUGGGUUCUGGUUUUGCUAAGCCUAGCUUUAGUCACCUGGCUCUGAGGUUUUUUGGGGGUUUUUUUUGUGUGUGUGUUGUAGGACCAGGACUGUUUGGUGAUGGCUGUGAAGAGAUUCUCCCCCAUCACAUUUUGGGGAGCCUUCAGGAGUUCAAGAUGGAAGCCUUGGCCAGAGGAAACACUCAGAUAGCAGAUAUUAUUGAGGCUUCUCGUCAAGAUAUUACUGCAGGAGCUUUCAAAGAGGACCAUGGAGGAGAGAAGAAGAAAAAGGUUCAUCAGACCCCACCAGCAGAGCACAAAGCUCUCCAGAACUGGCACCAUAAUAUGGCAGUCAGGAAAAAGCAGGAGAAAUACCUAGGAGGAAUUCUUCAGAGGCCAGAGAGUGAAUUGCUGAUGAACACCUCAGAGGAUUACAGGCAAAUCCAGGAAGAACGUGACCUCAUUGACCGAGCUCUCCAUGCCCUGCUUCCUGGAAAGGGCUACCGAAGAGGAAGCGAGUUUUGGAGCCAGCCUGAGCGUAUUGGAGAUGAACUCACUGGUCUGACGAUGACACUGACUCAGACAGAACGUGGCUACCCAGAGCCAGUCACUCAUGUGGGGAAACCCCGCACUGUCCGGAUGGAAACGGGUCUGAAGCCUCCAAAGAGGAUCCCUUUCCAGCUAACCUGGGAUAAGAGUCUUUUCCUGAAACAUCGACGUCAGGAACUAAAAUCUGUGCUACAGGAGCUAGAUUUUUAUAAACCGGAUCUGGAUGGACUGGAGGUGAUUGGUAAAGGGCAGCCUUUCACAUCUGUCUCGACAGAGCCUUUUCCACGUUCCACCACUUCUGAACAAUCUGAGACCCUCAGUGACUCCUCAAGGGACAACCCCAGUGUGGUUCCAGAAGCAGUACGGGGUCCAUCUUUAAAUUUCUGUGGUCAGCCAGCUCGUUGGAUCAACUGCACCACUUCUUGCAGGGAUGACAUUGGCAUUGCUGCCCGGCUCACCUUUGAGACUUUGGCUGGUGAGAAAGCAGAAAGCUCCCUGACGGUGAGCAACGAUGGCACAACUGCCAUCUGGUAUAACUGGAUGAGGCUUCCCCAGCAGAUUCCCUCCCAAGAAACCGAGAGGAAGAGGAUGCCGUGUUUUUACUUUGAUACCAGGCCAGGUGUAAUUUUGCCUAGAGAAACUAGGAAGUUUUCCUUUCUUUUCAAGUCAGAGAGAGCAGGCAUUUUCAGCGAGGCCUGGGAAUUCAGGACACAUCCUCUGUUAUUAGGAGGAGCUCUGCUGCAGGUGACCCUUUGGGGAAUUGCUGUGUAUGAAGAUAAAUUGGCUGACCUCAGAGAGAAACUGGAGAGUGACCUGGGUGCUCGAGAAGGUGCUACUAUAGUAGAAGAGAUUCUGAACGAACUUCUUGCCCGAAUUCGGACCCCAGAGCGCACCCCAUCUCCUGUGGAUGCCUAUGUCACAGAGGAAGAGUUGUUCCACCGGAAGAACCCCAAGUUGCAUUAUCAGCAUGGAGUGGUAAAGCAGCUGCAUGAACUGUGGAGACAGCAUGUGACUGUUCCUUCAGCCUUUGAGGAGAAAGUGCCCUCGGGCGAGAACAGCACUGCGGAGGACACACAGUGCCAGGAGAGUGCCUCGGAGGGUCUCCGCUCUCAGAGCAGCAGUGCAGAGGUCACAGGCUGGAAGAACACACUUCAGGAGGCUCAGAGUCAAAUGACAAACCUGGAGGAGGAAGAACCAGGCUCCACCAGAUGGAACCUCUCCUUCGAGGACUUUAAGGAGGCUAUAAAGUCAAUCCCCAACGAGGAGCAGCGAGAAGCAGCACUGACCCAGCUCAAUAAGGCAGCGCUGGAGCUGUGUGUUGAACAGAGGCCAGCUCAGUCAGACCUUUUGUAUCAAACCUGUCUCCAGCUGUGGCGUGAAACAAUUGAUGGUCUGGUGAGUCACUCUCUGAGGCUGAGAUCCCUGCUUGGCUUGCCGGAGAAGGACACCUAUGUCGACGUUGUUCCAGAGGAAGCAGUGGAAGUAAAGCAGCCUGUAAAAGGAGGAAGGGAAGACAGAGUAACCACUAGAAAAGAAGAGAGAAGGUCAUUUGAUGGUAGAGAUAAGGAAGGCAAAAAAAGAACAACAAAGACAGCAGGGAACCCUGAACAGGAACAUCCAAGCAGCAGAAAGUUAAAAGUAAAAGAUGAGAAAAGGAGGAAAUCCUCCACUUCUUCGCAAGGGGUGAGAGAUGGAGUACAACCUGUGGAAGCUGUAACUACAGUUACAGUAGAACCUCCUCAGGAGAAGGUCGACCCUGUUUUGUUUGGGAUAUACCAGGAAAAACUUUAUAUUGAGGUUUAUGGGCUGCUGGAUUCGAUGGUGAGCAAAAUGGUUUCUUUAUUUGAGGAACUAAAGAACAAAGGUGCUCUAAAGGAGAGGUUCACUUUGCUUACAAAAAAUCAAUGGCUGAAGAAGGGCAAGCUGGCUGCCUCGGCCAUCGACACAGGUGAACCGGGAGCACUGCGAACGGAGGAGGAGGAAGACCUGGAUUAG